Messenger RNA from Saccostrea echinata, 1547 nucleotides. RefSeq lists its product as uncharacterized. The transcript is spliced from 6 exons. NCBI's taxonomy places the organism in Eukaryota, Metazoa, Mollusca, Bivalvia, Ostreida, Ostreidae. The record is from RefSeq and is a predicted model, not a curated record. The coding region runs from base 596 to 940 and encodes 114 amino acids.
UGUUGUAAACUACAGGGCAAGUACCUGUUUACCAUUACCAUGAUCACGAUUAAUAUCAAUAAUUGUUAAAAUACUGAAGCACAUCAUGAUAAUACUGAUGUGUAUUUGUAAAUGAUGUCAAUCAGCAUGAUCAACACUGAUAUGUAAAUGUUGCUACUUUAAAAUUAUACAAACAAUCCUUUAUUUUUAUAUAGAAGAGCUGAUCGACAGCCAGAGAAUCAAAACAACAGAAUAUGUUCAUGUCAUUUCAAGGAGGGAAGAAAGGAAGAAGACUCUGUCUACUUUCCUUGGAAUGAUAAAAAGUACAUUGACUAUCCAGACCCGGAAAAGUCAGAAAGAUGAGAGGGAAUUGAGGAAACAUGUUGGUCUCCAUCCUGAGAAGUUGAUAAAACAAGUCAGCCCUUAUCCUGUGAGAGAGAGCAGACACAAGAUGCUGUUGAUUGUGAUGACGUAGAACAUGUUAAUAUAGAACACAAUUAUACAGUAUCUUGCUCUCGAAACUGUUCCAAAGAAAUGCAACGGCUCUCUUCAGAGAUUUAAAAAAUUGGAAAAAAGAUGUACCUGCUAUGAAGGUCAACAGUGAUAAAGGAAGUCUAUGACUGUAGCUGAAAUUAAGGACAGUGAAGAAAAGAUGCUGCUGUAUACUUCAAUACAAUAUGAUGCCUUUGAAGUGCUUGUGCAACUACUUGGUCGCUUAAAAUUAAAUUACUUCCUUUGUUGGACACCAUCCCUUAAACUUGAAGAUCAACUUCUGAUUGUUUUCAUGAAGCUAAAGCUAAACCUUAGAGACACUGACUUGGCUCACAGGUUUUGUGUAAGCAGACCAACCAUUUCCAACAUUUUCCACUCACUAGUUCAUGCCCUCCAUGAAAUGUUGUACAAGCGGGUUGUUGACACAUGUUUUCCAAAUCAACUAAAAUGUAAAGGCUCCAUGCCUUAGGCAUUUGCAGAAUUUUCUUCUACAAGGCCUUCUAUGGAUACCAUUGAGACAACUCAAGAUAUCCCUGGACACCUUGAUACACAAGCUAUGGCAUACAGUUCAUAUAAGAGCCGUCACACCAUCAAAGUAGUGACUUGUGUAGUACCAAAUGGUGCAAUUACUUAUUGUUCUCCUUUUUAUCCAGGAUCAACAUCUGAUGUUGCAACUGUGCGUCACAGCAAAAUUCUUGAGAAAUUUAAGCCUGGAGACCUGAUUUUAGCUGACAAGGGGUUUACAAUCCAUGAUCAGCUACCACAAGGUGUGUGCUUAAACAUUCCAGCAUUUUUAUCUUCAAGAAGGCAGUUUACGAGGAAGGAAGUAGAACUGUAUUAUAAAAUAGCCAGAGCACAGAGCAAGAAUUCACGUGGAGAGAGCUAAUGAGAGAAUAAAAAAAAAACUUUGAAAUACUUCGCCACAUACCAGCAGCCUAAAGGCCAUUAUCGACAAAGAUAUUUCAACUUUGUUCUGCAUUGGUCAAUUUGCAAGCUCCUCUUUUGAAAGGAAUUUCAUGAUGCACUGUAUAUUUAUAAUGUAUUAUUAAUAUAAUUUUGAUUCAACUUCAAUAUUG